Paracoccidioides brasiliensis Pb18 is the source of this 429-nucleotide messenger RNA. Its product is annotated as 40S ribosomal protein S17. The record is from RefSeq and is a predicted model, not a curated record. Bases 1 to 429 code for a protein of 142 amino acids. The transcript is spliced from 4 exons. Gene Ontology annotation, cellular component: ribosome. Gene Ontology annotation, molecular function: structural constituent of ribosome. Gene Ontology annotation, biological process: translation.
AUGGGUCGUGUUCGGACUAAGACCGUCAAGAAAUCCGCCAAGGUUAUCAUCGAGCGGUACUAUCCCAAGCUUACCCUCGAUUUUGAGACCAACAAGCGCAUAUGUGAUGAGAUAGCUAUCAUCGCCUCCAAGCGUCUGCGCAACAAGAUUGCCGGAUACACUACACACCUGAUGAAACGUAUCCAGCGCGGUCCCGUCCGUGGUAUCUCCUUCAAGCUGCAGGAGGAGGAGCGUGAGCGCAAGGAUCAAUAUGUGCCCGAGAUCUCUGCUUUGGACGUCUCGCAGACCGAGAGUGGACAGUUGGAUGUUGAUGCUGAUACCAAGGAUCUGCUCAAGAGCCUCGGUUUCGAUACCCUCAAGGUCAACGUCGUCCCCGUUACCCAACAGCAGAGCGACAACCGCCCUCGUCGUUUUGGAGGUGCCCGCUAA